UUCAAGUGGAUGUUCAGCUGUCAUUGUCUCCACUAGCAGACUCAGUUAGUUACUAGUGCUUUUAAGUGACCAUAACAAUCCUCCAUACUCGCCAAUUGCCACUCUUUCAGAGCCCUGACCUCCAAACUCACAACCUGGAAGGAAACCGAGAAUGACAUGCCAACACUCUGAGCAAGUUGAAGUGACUGAGAAUGGAACGGUGGGCAGGUCGUGUUGCCCUGGUGACAGGGGCCAGUGCGGGCAUCGGCGCUAGCUUGGCGCGGAGGCUGGUGGCCCAUGGCAUGCUGGUGGUGGGCGCCGCUCGCAGCUUAGAGAGAGUACAGGCCAUAGCGGAGGAGCUGAAGGGUCAGCCGGGGUCACUAAUUCCCAUGAAGUGUGACCUCACCAAAGAUGACCAAGUGCUGGAUAUGUUUGCGCGGAUCAAGCAAGAACUUGGAGGCGUCGACGUCUGCAUCAACAAUGCAGGAAUGGCUGUUUAUAAAAGUCUACUCGAGGGCACCCCCGAGGACUGGCGGAAGAUGCUGGACCUGAACGUGGUGGCUUUGUGUUUGUGUACGCGCGAGGCCGUGGCGUCAAUGAAGGAACGUGGUGUUGACGGACACAUCAUUCACAUCAAUAGCAUUCUCGGGCACCGUGUCAUCCCAUUGUCUAAUAUUCACUACUACGGCGGCACCAAGCAAAUGGUCACCGCCCUCACCGAGGCGCUGCGUCAGGAGCUGAGACAGGCCAACAGCAACAUCAGGAUAUCAUCCAUCAGUCCCGCCUCGGUGGAGACUGAGUUUGCCAUGAGGGCUGGUUUGAGUGCGGAGGAAGCCCGAAAGUUUUACCAGGAGAGAUCAAACCUGCAGGCUGAUGACGUCACCGACUCCCUCAUUCAUGCGCUGUCUGCUCCACCACACGUUCAGGUCCAUGACAUCAUGCUCCGGAACAUCAAGUCCAUAAACUGAGCGGCGGCACGCUGUGGUGAACUGUGGGACUGACUGCCUGUGCAGAUGAAUGAUCAGAGCACACACACACACACACACACACACACACACACACACACACACACACACACACACACACACACACACACACACACACACACACACACACACACACACACACACACACACACACACACACACACACUAAAAUAAAUCCAUAAUACUUGUGUGCACGUGUCAACAACACUUGUACAAAAUCCAACAACCAACAUUUCAUUUCGUGAACUGAACAUAAUAAAGAAAAGUCUCAAAGCAACAAA
This is a messenger RNA of Portunus trituberculatus (swimming crab), 1246 nucleotides long. RefSeq names its product dehydrogenase/reductase SDR family member 11-like. Bases 192 to 947 code for a protein of 251 amino acids. The record is from RefSeq and is a predicted model, not a curated record. The transcript has 8 exons. Lineage: Eukaryota; Metazoa; Arthropoda; Malacostraca; Decapoda; Portunidae.